AUGUUACACCAGAUCAUCAGUCAGGUCAAGAAGCAUCAGCACUUGAUCCCCCUCUUCAUAUUUAUUGGGGCAAGAGGUACUGGAGCAGCACUGUAUGUCUUGCACUUGGCAUUGUUCAAUCCAGAUGUCAGUUGGGAUAAGAAGAAUAACACAGAACCCUGGAACAAACUGGGUCCCAAUGAUCAAUACAAGUUAUAUUCAGUGAAUGUAGAUUAUAGCAAACUGAAGAAGAAGGUCCAGACUUCUAAAUGA
This is a messenger RNA of Nyctereutes procyonoides (raccoon dog), 252 nucleotides long. RefSeq names its product cytochrome c oxidase subunit NDUFA4-like. The transcript has a single exon. Bases 1 to 252 code for a protein of 83 amino acids. The record is from RefSeq and is a predicted model, not a curated record. Lineage: Eukaryota; Metazoa; Chordata; Mammalia; Carnivora; Canidae.